This is a messenger RNA of Telopea speciosissima, 2573 nucleotides long. Its product is annotated as probable E3 ubiquitin-protein ligase RHG1A. NCBI's taxonomy places the organism in Eukaryota, Viridiplantae, Streptophyta, Magnoliopsida, Proteales, Proteaceae. The transcript is spliced from 7 exons. Bases 186 to 2405 code for a protein of 739 amino acids. Gene Ontology annotation, molecular function: ubiquitin protein ligase activity. The record is from RefSeq and is a predicted model, not a curated record.
UGCAUUGCAGAUGUUCGGAGUUCCGUCAGACAUCCUUUCUGCACCUUUGCCGCCAUCUUUGUCUUCGAGCAUAAUGACAGAUCCUUUGAAUUAUCUGGUCACAUGAUCCCAGGUCUGCGAGGGAGGUCUUAUAUGUCAUUCACUGCUUCUGUCUGAAUAUUCAAAGAGAAAACAAAUUGGCCCUAAUGCAGGGGCAAAGAAGUACUGUUGAUUCCCUCCCUGAAACUUUUGAGUUUGAACAUGGAUCUAAUGCAAGUAAUACUGGAGUAAAUCAGCAACUUUUUUGGAAUAAUAUGCUUAAUCCAGUAGAAAGCCGGUUGCCAGAGUAUAUAUUAUCACCUGGUGAAACAAGUAUUAUGGGAGGAAAUGCUGUUAAUCAUGAUAGUCGCAGCUUGAGUGGCUGGAGUUUAGGUGAGCCUAGUUCUAGUGGAAAUGCACGAAGCCAGAUGUGUGAUGAAACAAAAACAGAACAUGGAUGGCCAUCUUCCUUGAGUGCUCCUGCUGGAGUCGGUCCGAGGAUAGAAGAAAGGCAGUAUGAACCAUCUAACAUUCUUUCUUUGGAAAAUGUUAAUGUUAACCUCAACAGGAAUCAAGCUGUAAAUGGGCCUUUUUUCUUGCAUAAUUCCAGCACAGAUGAAAUUGUUCAGAACAUAAACCUAAAUGCAGGUUAUGUUGGAAGCAGUAGCAAUGGUGAUCAGGCCAUGGAAGCUGAUGUUAGUCCUCAUACUUUUAAGUCUGGUGGAUCAGAUACUGAGCAGCUUCCAUCUGGUAGUGGUUCUUCUGAUCCUCUUGGAACUGCUGUUGCAAGUUCUGGUUAUAUUUUAGAAGAAACUGAUGGUAGACCAGGUUGUUCAUUGGAUGGUCGACGUUUGUCCUGCAAAAGAAAGGCCCUUGAAGGAGCUUCUGGACAGUCUUCCUUAGGUGGAGGUCCAAGCUGGUUUCAACGAGCUGAAAGCAGUGCAUGGCAUGCUGUUCCUGCUCACAAUAAUGGUGCUAGCAGCUCAAGUGUACCUACUCCAGAGAAUUCUCCAAGUAUUAAUCCUACUGAGCAAUUGAAUCCAAGAUUUGGGGUUGGUAUGAGGGUUACGCCUGAAGGCCAUCCUGUUUUAAGUGUCGCUGGUAGUGGUGAAAGCUCCCAGAGAAAUUUCCGUGUGAGAGUUAAUCGUGCACAACCACAAGAUUCUGUACCACCGAAUCCAUCGUCGACAGGGAGUGCCAUACGGCGUUCUCAUGUUUGGUCAUCCCAUCAGGCUUCUAGAGUUCUCCCAUUUAAUCAGUCUUCAGAAUCAAGGCCGUCAUCAUCAGCACAGACCAAUGCAAAUGCUCUCCAGAGUCAGUCUCAUGCAAUGCAUAUUCCUGGUGUGGCACGGAAUGUGCACCCAUUUCCUUGGAAUGGAUCCUCCAAUUCCAGGGUUGGUAGUUCGUCAAGUUCUGCUGUCAGUGCUGGGGAGAGAAGUGCUGCAUUAAGAGAAGAAGCUAAUACAAGAAGCAUGACUAGGACCAUCUCAGAACAUCCAAUGUUUGUACAAACAACUGAGGUGAGAACUCUGGCUCAAGAUCCAACAAAUUGGACUUUACCCAGUGGAAAUAUAAGCAUUCUUGGACAUGCUCCUUCUACAUCACGAAUUGGCUCCAGUUCGGGUGUCCAUCCAUCUCCUGCUCCUGCCUGGAUACCUCACCACAAUCUCCCCUCAUUAUAUCCACAGAGAUUAUCAGACUUUGCUCGUCGCUCAUUAUUUCCAUCUGUUGGCUCUGAGUCUGGAGCUCAGACUAGUACGUUCCCUCCACUCCGUUCAGGACCUUCUGGUUCCUCCCAAGAGAUGGUGCUGCCUUCUGGAGUCAGUCACCAGGGACAUCAUCAACCACAUUCAAGGUCAGCAUUCUGGGCAGAGAGACAAGGUGAUGGUGUUCCUGGAGUUCCCUUUUCAUUGCGGACUUUAGCUGCUGCUGGUGAAGGGAGAAGCAGGCUGGUAUCUGAGAUUCGCAAUGUCCUGGACCUCAUGCGUAGGGGUGAAAGCUUGAGAUUCGAGGAUGUUCUGAUCCUUGACCAAUCAGUCUUUUAUGGGGUUGCGGACCUGCAAGAUAGGCACAGAGACAUGCGGCUUGAUGUUGAUAACAUGUCUUAUGAGGAAUUGUUGGCACUGGAAGAACGGAUAGGAAAUGUCAGCACUGGUUUGAAUGAAGAAACAAUUUUGAAGUGCCUGAAACAACGAAAGUAUUUCUCAAUAACCAUAGGAGCUCCUGUAGAGGUUGAACCAUGCUGCAUCUGUCAGGAAGAAUAUGUUGAUGGAGAAGAUAUGGGGACAUUGGAUUGCGGACAUGACUUCCAUUCUCGCUGCAUUAAACAAUGGCUAAAGCACAAGAAUUUGUGCCCUAUUUGUAAAACGACAGCCUUGGUUACAUAAGUUAAGACCAUUGAUUUCUGGCCCUUAAUCAAAGAUUAGAUAAAGAGGCCAUUUUUUUAUUACAGCUCUUGCUGAAUUAUUCUGUGCCAUGCAAUAUCGCAAGGAUUUUUCAGUCAAGCUGGCAGGGUUAUAUCUCCUGCUACAGGAGGCCAAGUAAUGAUCUCUGGG